Gryllus bimaculatus (two-spotted cricket) is the source of this 245-nucleotide messenger RNA. NCBI's taxonomy places the organism in Eukaryota, Metazoa, Arthropoda, Insecta, Orthoptera, Gryllidae. The record is from the annotation of a GenBank genome assembly.
GGAUUCAAGCCACGAGGUUUGUCGAGGAAAAAUUAUAUUUACCGAUUUGUAGGAAUUAGGAGGAUGCCCUAAGUUAACCCCUACCGCCCAAGCGAAAAACGCGUUAUUUAGCGGAUAUGAUUCCCAAAGUCAAGUUCCUAAAGAACCUGCAUCACACUUCUUGGGCAUAUAUCUUCUGGCUCAACAUUAUGAAUUUUGCUGGGGUCAGACAAACCAAGCUUUAUCAUAUAAUAGAGCUGCCUAUU